CCAAGGAGAAGGACCACCCUGCGCUAUGAACCCGUGGCUCCUGGCCUGCCUGGUGGCCUGCUGCGUGGGCGCCUGGGCCCCCGCCGUCCAUGCUCAAGGAGUCUUUGAGGACUGCUGCCUGGCCUACCACCGCCACGUUGGGCUGGCCCUGCUGCGGCACGCCCAGGGUUACCUGCGCCAGGAGGUGACCGGGAGCUGCAACCUGCCCGCCGUGAUAUUCUUCUUCCGCCAGAGGCAAAGGAUGGUGUGUGGGAACCCAAGGGCCAGGUGGGUGCAAAAUGUGAUGAAGAUCCUGGAUGCCCGGAACAAGGCCCUCUCAAAGUCCCACCAUGGAACCCGGAGAAGCUUCCAAGCCUCUCACUCUGGGGUGAGGAAGUUGAACUCUGGAACCUCUGGGCUACCAUUGUUCACAUUUAGAGAUCCCGCCAAAAGCAGCAAGAGGAACGCCUCCUUCCCAACCACAGCUACUCUAGGUAAGGACUCUGAUCAUGACCAUGAGCAGCACGUCUCCAGGAUCAGCCGGCAGAGAUGGGCUGCAUCCUUCUCUGCCACAACCAUCGCCCUGCAGCCCCGGCUGCCCCAGCCCCUCGCUCAUCAGGUCAAAUCUGAAUCCGGUCCGAGCCUGCGCUGGGUCCCUCCCCAUCACCCCUGCAACCCCAGCUCCUCAGGCAGCCGGAAGGAGGGAGCUGGUCUUAUUUCAGCCCCUUGCCUGCUCCGGGCACCAGAGUCAGCCCUGCGCAACGGGUCGUCUACAGAAUCAUCGGGAUACGUGGCCUGCCUGCAGCCUCUUGCCACUUACCCCGGGCCACGCCUGCCUGCGUCCCUCUAG
Ceratotherium simum simum (southern white rhinoceros) is the source of this 829-nucleotide messenger RNA. RefSeq names its product C-C motif chemokine ligand 25 (gene CCL25). Gene Ontology annotation, molecular function: CCR chemokine receptor binding; chemokine activity. The record is from RefSeq and is a predicted model, not a curated record. Gene Ontology annotation, cellular component: extracellular region. Lineage: Eukaryota; Metazoa; Chordata; Mammalia; Perissodactyla; Rhinocerotidae. Gene Ontology annotation, biological process: inflammatory response; positive regulation of GTPase activity; positive regulation of cell migration.